AUCCAGCGAUCGAGUGCGAGCCGAGCAACACAGCCACACACCGACGGCGACGGGCGCUUCAUCGAUAACAACUUCGUCGUUCGUUCGCAUCGCUCGCUCGUGGCUGGGACACAUCUGUCAAAGUUGUUGUUCGAUCAAAAUUUCAUUCAUUCCAAUUUCGUCACCACGUCGUCAGGACAGGACGUUCCGAUCUUUGGAGAUCUUGUCUCCCCGAAGCUUGUCGCGGCACUGUGGAAGUGUAUAGUGGGUUCCCGAAAGUGCCCAAUUUGGUGUUUGAACAGUCUAUCGGAUUCGAUUCUGUUAGUGGUGCUGUGCCUUUUCCGUGUUCGGUGUGAAGUGCGUGUAAAUAUUAGCCCAACUCGACAAGGCCUUUGAUAAGUACCUUUAGUUACAAGCCCUGCUGCAGAGCGAUCGAAUUCUUAGCAGGAGGAUGCUUCGGUGUUGAAACGGAGUUUCAAUAAGUUCCAUACAGUAGCAGCAGAUUGGUCAGUAGCAAUUGUGACUCGCGGCGGGAGGGUGUCGUUAAGUAACCCAAGAUGACAUCAUCCAGCAACGGGCCGGGUGGCAGAGCGGGUUUGCGUCAGGCGGACGACGACCGUGUGGAGUGCCAGAAAAAGUUCCACCAGGUUCUGGAGGCACUUUUAAAUCACAGCUUCACGAUCAACAACGAUGUCUAUCUGGAAAUGAUCGGGUCCCAUCUGUCCGGGAAGUACGACAGUGAACAUAGGAAGCUGCUGAAGUCACCGGAAGUGCACAAAUGGCUCGCCAAAGCACUGGAACAAUGGGAGAGCGAAACGCCGCCGUCGCCGGAUGUGGCCGCGUUUACACUGCAGGUCUUGGCCCUGAUCGUGGAGGAUGAGUGGGAAUUUGCCAAGGUUCAGAACGCAAGGAUGCUGGAUCGGUUUCAGGAUUGUAUCCAGAAGCAGAGCAGGUUACAACACGCCUCGGUCCGUUUAGGACACGUGCUCGUAUUGAAGGCCAUUUCCAAGCACACGAUGGGACUCAGCUGGAUCAAGUUCUCCGAUUCGUGGAAGAUCUGCCUGGACUACUACAACGGCCAGAUGCAAACUAUUUUCAUACUGAAAGAAACGUCGCUCUUUAUGUACGAGGUUUUGGAACGGUUCGGUAUGAUUGGAGACUAUGACCUGGUGAAGGAGAUCGUCCGGUGCAUCAUAUCGCCACUGCUGGACCGGCAGUGGAAGAAGCAAAUUUCCGACAGUGAGCAUACCGUGCUGGUGGACGAUGAGCAAUCUCAGCGAGUGGUGACUUCAAUGAUGAAUCUGAUGUGUACGAUAUUCCGAAAAAUAUUGGAGAAGAAGAAGAGAAUCCGAGCGGCAUACUAUCUUCUGAUUACGUUCAAAUUCGAAAGGAAUCUCUGGGUUUUCGCCGAUACCAUACAAGACCACAGCUACCUGACGAAACUCUGGGAGACUCACAUCUUGGCCAACUGCACUCGCCUUGGCUGCAUGGAUAUCCCUGCGGAGGACACUGAAACCAUCGAUCUGCCUUUCGAGAAGUACACCAUCAACUUCCUGAACUAUGUAACGUUUUCCAUUCGACGGGGAAGCGUCCACAAUGUUAUGAUGAUGGGCCAAAUGCAUCACCACGCUUGGCGUCUCCUUGGCGAUCUUGCACCGGAAGAAGUGGUCCUCAAAAAUCAGAACAUCAAAUUCGGAGAUCAAAUCCUCCUGCUCCUGCUGUUUCCUGUAGUCUACGAAACAAAAACAAUGACCCCUAAGCAUCCCUCGAACUACAUCGAGCAGUUCUGCAUGAAGCUGUACGACAUCUCGUGCGAGUUCACCGUUCGGCUGAUGUACGCCUGCCGGGACAUCUUCCAGGCGUACAACAUGAACGUCACCGAUUUGGCCAUCAAGUCCAUCCAGGGCAUUGCUUCGCUGCACACCCUGCCCCGGUCGCGGGCCAUCAUCGCCUUUCAGGCGUUCAUUCUGGUGCUGAAGGAGUUCCUGCCGGAUCAGUGCUUCCUGCAGAACCAGAGCGACUUCUCCAAAACCGAUCUGAUCCUGUCGAAACCGAACCUGCUGGCGGCGAUCAUCAAUGCCCUGCACUCGUUGAUCCAGCAUUUCAAGAUCACCUGGAAGGAGUGCAUCGAAUCUGCCACGUUGGUCAACUUUAUGCUGAAUCUUCUGGGCAAUCCGAAUCUGCCGCCGAGGCACGUAGUCCUGGCGCUCAAACUGACCCAGCUGUCGAUUGAACACGGCCUGUCGCCCAACUUGGCCCUUCUCAUGGACAAUAUCCAGGGAUCCGGACUGGAGUUUGUCGGCCGCAUCAUUUACAAACGGUUGCACGAUAGCAACUGGGAGGUGCGCGAUUCGUCUCUAGAGCUUCUGGCGUCGAUAGUUGAAAUCUCCGAAAUCAAAUUUCCAUCCUUCCAGAAGCACAUUCUAGAUUGCGAUAUUAUUCCGGUGGUGGUGGCGGCGGCCAAAAACGAUUCCGAACCGUACGUGCGGGCAUCGGCGCUGCGUUGCAUUACGCUCAUGGUCAAAAUCCGGUUGCUGUGGGAACACUCGCUGGCGCAGUCCAACCUGAUGAACCAUCUGAUCACGGUGUUCGACAACGAGAGCGAAGGCGUUGUCCGCCGCGAAGCGGUCAACACGGUCCGCGAGAUCUAUUCCAACCACAAAAUCUACUCGCAAUGUCUGGACAGCGUGUUCUCGGUGUUGGCCUUUGCCACCGUCAACGACCUCUACUGGGAGGUAAAACUGAACGCCCUAAUGUUCUGGCAGGUGGUCAUCUGUCGCCAGUUCCAGUACCAGGGUAUGAUCGAUGGGACCUUCCCCACGGUGACGUUCUCCAAGGAACACAAGAAGAUCAUCACCCUGACGAACAACGAAAUCCUGCUGCGGUUGCGGAAGGUUCUGAACGAACUCUCGCUCCGCGGCUGCUUGGGAGUGCUCCUGGCCGGCCUGGACGAUAAGUGCGACCUGGCGGUGCUGAAGAAAACCAUCGAAAUGAUCCGGUGGCUUAUGGACAUGCUGAACAAGUAUAACUACAUCGAGGAGUACAAAAAUGUGGCGAACGGCAGUCGCAAGCGCCGAAGUACCACCGUUCCCGUAAUGGACACAAACUAUUCGGAGCACGCGAAUGAGGCGAGUCCACUACAAUCGCAGCGGAACGAUGCCGACUAUAGUAGCGGAAAUGUCCCCUGCCGGAUCAGCUCCGACGAGAUCAUCGACGCGAUCGUGAACCUGGACGAUGUCAACCUGCUGUCGAUCAACUACAAAAACAGUAUGAAGGUCGCCGGAAUGGGACCCGGAGGAUCGUCCGGGUCCGGCUCCGGUUCCGGCACAGACGGAGGGGAUUCGUGCGGUUGCGAGUUCAGCAAGGUGCAUGACGAUCUGUUCAAACAGUAUGCCAAAGUGACGCCGGAUGAUUUUCUGGCCAGGGUAAGCGCCGUGGACUUUGACGAACUGAUUCGAAGUCGGGAACGGUGGAUGCAGAAAACGGAGAGCUUUGGGUCGCUGUUGGACGAUGUGCUGUUUUCGUACUACGCGACCGAGGUUAACGAUGCCGAUUGCUACUGAACGGAAGAGCACGGAGGUAAGUUUUGAAUUAUUUCUUGAUUAUUUCGAAAUAUGGCAGGAAUUUAUUACCUAAUGAAAGUUAAGAGACACAUCAGUUUAGGUAUUCUAUAGAAUAGGAUCAGCACGGCGGAGAGCAGAUUGGCUACAAAUCCGAUGUGAUAAGGUGUUUUUGUUUGCUCAUUUUUCACUGUUGAAUUUGAAUAUUUUUUGUUUAGUUUAGAUUUCUGUGACAUCACACACAAAGCAGAUGUCUAGUAUUUAGUGAGAUUCAAAGGUUUUUACAAAGUACCUCUAGACAAGUAUAAUGAUGUUCUGAAAAUAGAGAGUAUCGAAUUUGAUAUUUUUGCAAGAAAACGUAUUAUACCUAUGCUGUGUAAGCUAGUUGGUUUAGAA
Messenger RNA from Aedes albopictus (Asian tiger mosquito), 3935 nucleotides. RefSeq lists its product as uncharacterized. The transcript has 6 exons. NCBI's taxonomy places the organism in Eukaryota, Metazoa, Arthropoda, Insecta, Diptera, Culicidae. Gene Ontology annotation, molecular function: protein binding. The record is from RefSeq and is a predicted model, not a curated record. Gene Ontology annotation, cellular component: nucleus. Gene Ontology annotation, biological process: cell population proliferation; positive regulation of protein phosphorylation; DNA damage response. The coding region runs from base 537 to 3542 and encodes 1001 amino acids.